Necator americanus (New World hookworm) is the source of this 2013-nucleotide messenger RNA. RefSeq lists its product as uncharacterized. The record is from RefSeq and is a predicted model, not a curated record. Lineage: Eukaryota; Metazoa; Nematoda; Chromadorea; Rhabditida; Ancylostomatidae. Gene Ontology annotation, molecular function: calcium ion binding. The coding region runs from base 1 to 2013 and encodes 670 amino acids. The transcript has 12 exons.
AUGUCUGUUUUCAAGGAAAUUCAAGGAGACAUUAAAUUGUUGUGUGCAUUAGCUGGUAAAGUUGAUGUAAAAGGUGGGCUGAAGAGCUUUGGCCUCUUUGUUAUAAACACACAUGUUCCUAGGUUGUUCCACGCAAAACAAAAACAGCAAAUGGCCGAUCCAGAAUUGGCAUCAAAGCUGGCCAAACGUCUGGAGAACAUCGACAACUCCAACGGCGAGGAAGUCUUACCCUUUGUCAAAGAUCCUCCUCCAGUUCCGCUAAUCCCUGAAAAGGUCGUUCCAAACCCUUAUGUCGCUUCGGAUGACACUGUGUCAAUUGAUGACCUCAUCGCGAAAACAUUGAAACGAAAUGAACGUGUAGAAGAAAACAACAAUAAUGUAAAAAGCAUGACAAGUUCAACAGACAUUGCGGACACACAUACUCCGAGCAGUUCAGCGGUUGCGCAGCCAGAAGUUCAGCUAGUGAAACAAACAUCUAUGGAAGUAAUAACUAAUGAGCACAGGCCAGCUACUCCCAACAGCCCUUCUCCGAAGGCGCCUCCUCCAAAGACUACCAUUGGCGAACUGCUCGUGAAAGAUCAAAAGCCCGUACCACCUGCAGGCGUCAGCAGAUGUCCGGUGGUACCGAUACAACACCAUCGGCCGAAAGCGGAGGUGAAGCAGAGGCAGAGCCCCGAGGAGGACGGCAGUGAAUUAGAAAGAAAGCUGGCUGCUCAAAGGGCCAAAAAACGUUAUGAGACCACACCUCAGGAUUCGAAUGUAAUUUUUUCGAAUUCAAAUGAAUCAAAUAGUCCAAGGACAAUUGGAAGUACUAAACCAGAGAUGGCCGAAGCGUCAGUGGCGGUGACAAAUGAGCGUAUCGAACAAAAUAAUGACGAACCAGUUCAUCCGCAGUCAACCUCCGUCGAAGUACACGCUGAAGUUCACGUUGACGGCGAUGACAGGCCUUCAAGCGGAACAUCUUCAACUGCCUUAAUAGCGCAGCAAAAACAGAACGAGUUGUCUCCACCGCCGUCCUCUCCUCUGCCACCGGGUGAAACUCCUGAGAAAGCGCUAGAGGAGAACACUGCGCGAGAUCCCGUUGGGAAAGUUUCUGAGGGAACAGUGGACGCAGAUGAUCUGCGAAACCUAGUGAUGGAGGAGUUGAAGAAGAACAAAGUCAGUAUAGAAGAGAUGAUUGUGCUGAAAGGAAUGGAGCAGGGGAAAAGCGACAGGACUUUUUCGCCGUCGAGAGAGCUGCUGGAAAUGAUUCAGCGGGAAAACGGAAUUCGUAGUCCUCCGCCGAUACCGCCGCCAAAACCACAAACUCCUUCGCAUAGUCGGCCACAAUCUCCAUUGGUUGCAAAGAAGUUUUCGUUCGGUCAGUCAUCAGUUGGGGAGCAGAAGAUGUUUGCUGAAAGACAGAACAAGCCGAGUCUCAUAACGCAGAAACAAGCAUUAUCAGUUGAUAGUGGUGAUGAGUUGUCUGCUUUGCUAGAGCGAAGGAAUAAGAUUAUCCAAGGUGAAUCUGUACCGGAGAUGAUCCACAAAAAACUCUCCCUAUACGCUGAAUUUUCGGAGUUUUCCAGAAAACAAAUCAAGUUUUUCACUGAAACAUUCAAAAAGUACGACGAAGACGGUGACGGAUUUAUUGAUUUUGACGAACUUAAAAGGAUGAUGGAAAAACUUGGCGAGGCGCAAACACAUAUUGCACUAAAGGAAAUUAUUAGAAAGGUUGAUGAAGAUCAGGAUGGGAAGAUUUCGUUACGAGAAUUUUUCCUACUUUUCCGCUUUGCUUCUCAAAAUCAGCUCGGAUGCUCACAAGUGUUCCAAAUUCUAGCCGAUAGCGUUGAUGUAUCCAAAGAAGGCGUACUAGGGGCCGCUAACUUCUUCCAAGCAAAGAUCGAAGAACAAACAAAACUUUCACGAUUUGAACAGGAAAUGAAGGAAGAACAAGAGGAGCGAAAACGAUUAGAAGAGGAGAAGAAAGCUCGACGUGAAAAGUUCCUCCAAAACAAAAGUAUAUUCCAGUGA